Lotus japonicus is the source of this 2466-nucleotide messenger RNA. RefSeq lists its product as uncharacterized. Bases 1464 to 2147 code for a protein of 227 amino acids. Lineage: Eukaryota; Viridiplantae; Streptophyta; Magnoliopsida; Fabales; Fabaceae. The record is from RefSeq and is a predicted model, not a curated record. The transcript has 3 exons.
UCCACCUCCAUCUUCAUUCAUCUUCAUUAUCCACCAUCAAAGAAUGAAAGCUUAUCCUAACAUAUGAAGCAACAUCGUUCCACCGACGCAUGCACACCAAAACAGGGACUUCACGACACCACAUUUUUCAUAAAGUUCCUCCAUCUCCUUCACCUGCAAAAAUUAGAAGCCAGUAGCUAACCAAAAGCCAGCACCUAACCCAACAAAACCUUAUCUUGUUCUUCCAAAGCCAUCAAACCCUUAUCUUCUUCUUCCUAACCUGACAAACUCAAAAACAAGCAAACCCAACAACUCACACCCAGUGAACCCAUGAACCCACCCCCACGCAAAAGAGGGAGCGAGAGAGAAGAUGAGAGGUCUGAGAGAGAGGAGUUCACAAAAGAGAUGGGUGAGACUCAAGGGGUUCACGGGCGGCGACGAAGAUGAGGCUUCAGAGCCCUCGUUGUUGACGGAGAUUUGGGGAUUUUUCCUAUUUGGGAUUAUUCUAAUUCUCUCUCUUGAUCUUAUGUUCUGGGUAUCUUAAUUUGGGGGUUGGGGUGAGGGUUGAUCCAGAUUGAUGGGAGUGGAUUUUCUGGGUAUCUUCUUAAUUUGGGGGUUUGGGUGAUGAAGAGUGCAUAGAGAAUUUUCUAUUACAAGAUGAAGGAAUGGGGUCUGGCGGCAGCAGAAGCGGUCAAAGCUCCAUUAUCUUUAGCCCAAGGGUUUGCGACAAUGUUGACCUUGAAGUUGAAAACUUCAUCCGUGUUCACCCUCCGUGGUCUGAUUGUCAAGAUCAUAUCUUUUUAUAUGCAUAUUCAGUUGAGUCUAGUUUAAUCUUUCUAUAUAUUUUAUGUUAUGACUGAAUCUUUGUUUUGGUUUCUGUUCUUGGACAGGAAGUGGGAAAUGAAAAUAUUAUCUUGUGAAAAAACAAUAGAGAUGGAGAUUGAUGAUUUUAGAUGAUGAUGAAGAGUGAAGAUAAUUUCAAUUGAUGAUGAUGAAAAGUGAAGAUGAUGAUGAUGAAUAAUUAAUGACGUUUUUUAAAUUAGUAUUUUUAAUUAAAUUAAAUUAUUAAUUUAUAUAUAUGUGGAAUUAAAAUUUAAUCAAAAUGAUGUGGAUAAAGCCACAUCAGCUCUGGUCUGCCACCGGACAUCCUCGCCGGAGCUCCGCUCUCCGGCGGAGACUAAUACCAAAAUGUUUGCAACUGCAGGGAGAUAUCAGCUAGUUUUUUCCGGGGAGGGACUAAAAUCAAAAGUCACUACAAACACAGGAUCAAUUUGACCAUUAACCCUUCAUUUAAACAACCUCACUUUUGUGUUGUUCUUUUCAUUUUAUUUUUGGUCAAAAUUCUAUGUUGUUUAAGGUGGGCCUGGUACCAAUCAAACUGGGUCAGGCCCAUAUGGUGUCAACAUGCGUAAUCCCUAUACAGACCGUGAGGUUGAUGGUGAUGAUGAUGCAUUGCAAUUGCAGUAGAGCAGAAGAAGCUAAGCAUGACGGUUCUGCCUUCGCUUGCAGUUCCUUUACCUCCCAAGUUCCGGGUUAAGCUAUUUCGAUGCCAACCCUGUCAAUUCCAUAGAUGUUCGAAAAUACAUGUUCCACAUCAAAGAUUUCAUGUUCGCACCCCUUCAAUUAAAGCAUCAGUGGCAGACCAUAAUGAGCCUAGUGAGGUUAAUAUGCAGAUUGGGAUCAUGAAGGAGAAACUUAGAGAAGCGGUGCCAGUCUCAGUUCAAGAAUUUCCUUGGAGAAAAGCUGAGCAUGUGCUCUUGGAAAGAUUACUGUCUCUUACACAAGAGGCGGUGAAGUGGUCUCUUGUUUUAUUUUUCGUCUUUAGCUCUUUAUCGGACGCUGUAUAUACAUUCUCUGUAAACUGUGAACUGAUCAUUCCUGUUGGCCUCUUUGUUGGCUGCCUUAUGGCUGAUUUCUUGAAGGAGAUAACACAAGAAUUGUUUCAGAGAUCUGAGGAAAAAGAUCUGAAAUGGCAUCUUCUGGGCUUGUAUUGCCUUUUUGUGUUUGUCAAGUUUUUGUCAACAUGGUUUACGAUGAAACCAGGGGUGUUUCUUUUGAAUGUUGCAAAUGGUGGACUGAUGCAGGUUUUGUGGUGUUGGAGAAACUUUAUGGAAGAUGCAAAGAACAAACGGGUAAAGAAUACCCCUUCUGGUUUGGAGGCUUCAUGAUAGAUGAAUUGUGGAGGUUCGAGUUUUUUGGCACGUGAUUAUGAUAAGAUUGGGUAGAGUAGAGCUAUAACUUGAACUGUAAUUUUUUACAAAUAGCCCAUGUGGUCGGAUAAUCAUUCAGAAUUUCCAUUAGAUUCACUUAAGCCUUGCUAAUCGGAAAUCCAAAGGAUGGGUCAUAUUUUCUGCUCAAAUUUAGAUGUUAGUGUACCCUGCAUAAAUACUUGUUAUCCUUUUUUAUUAUUUGUUAUGUCAUUGAUCUCUUUUAUUAAGAGAUGUUAUAAUAAAUUUUGUAAUAUUAUAAUUAAAAACCAGUAAUAAU